Molecule: messenger RNA, 3835 nt
Organism: Neoarius graeffei (lesser salmon catfish)
Lineage: Eukaryota; Metazoa; Chordata; Actinopteri; Siluriformes; Ariidae
Product: zinc finger protein 345-like
Exons: 6
Coding region: 148-2319 (723 amino acids)
Biological process (GO): negative regulation of transcription by RNA polymerase II
Molecular function (GO): histone methyltransferase activity; DNA-binding transcription repressor activity, RNA polymerase II-specific; protein binding
Source: RefSeq, a predicted model, not a curated record
CAGUAGCUGCUUCUCCAACCGCCAGAAAACACUGGAGAAGAAAAAGCCGCUGCUCGUCUGAGCCGUUUUAGCCCCUCGAGUUAUAAAAAUAAAAACACGUUAUUGUGUCUGGCUCUGAGGAUUUAAAACCCUGAGCUGUGUGAGGACAUGAAAACGGAGACAUCCAUGGAUGGAGAGACCUCAGAAGCCUGUGUGAAGAAAGAGGAGACGCUGGAGCUGAGCAUCUACAACUAUGGAGACGAUCUCGACAACCCACCUGAAGGCCUUUCUGUUAAAGUGGAAGAUCCUGAUGAUAAAGACUAUCUCUACUGUGAAGUUUGCAAAUCCUUCUUCCUCAACAAAUGCGAGGUUCAUGGGCCACCCCUCUUCAUCCCCGAUACUCCUGUUCCCAUGGGAGUCCCUGACCGAGCCAGACAAACACUUCCUCCUGGGCUAGAAAUCCAGAAGUCCAGUAUUCCUGAUGCAGGCCUGGGAGUGUUUAAUAAGGGGGAGACUGUUCCAGUAGGUGCACACUUCGGCCCCUGCCAGGGAGAGCUGGUGAACCGAGAGGAAGCCAAGAACAGUGGAGACUCCUCGGUUGUAUACAGAAGCAUGCAGUGUGAAGAAUACAUCGAUGCCAAAAGAGAGACACAUGUGAAUUGGAUGAGGUAUGUGAAUUGUGCCCGUAAUGAAGAAGAACAGAAUCUUGUGGCAUUUGAGUAUCAAGGGGGAAUUCUGUAUCGUUGCUGUCGAUCCAUUAGCCCAGGACAGGAGCUCUUGGUGUGGCAUGAAGAGGAGUACACCAAAGAACUCAGUCCUGCACCUACAGGAACAACCAGACAGCAAGAAGUAAAGAACGCUCUGCUGCAAAUCUUUUCAUGCUCCACAUGCCCUCGUUCUGAUGCCUCUCCAAUUUACCUCGACAAGCAUAUCCAGAGAUGCCACUAUGAAGGGUGCGUGAGACUGCAAGAAUCAGGAGGGAUUAAAUAUAAGCUUCAGAUCCCCUCCAAAUGCUGCAGUCGUCAACCAACAUCAACUGAUAUUAUCCAUUCUGAUACUUCCCAUAAUGAUAUACAGAAGGAAAUUCACCACUGCUCAGAUUGUGGAAAGAGUUUGAGUUAUCAGAAUGCACUCAAGACAUACCAGCGCAUUCACACAGGAGGAGAUCCACAUCACUGCUCACAGUGUGGUAGGAAUUUUACUUACCAGAGUGCUCUCAAAACACAACAGUGCGUUCACACAGGAGAGAAGCCAUUUCACUGCUCACAGUGUGGGAAGAGUUUUACUCAGCAGAGUGCUGUCCGACGACACCAGCGCAUUCACACAGGAGAGAAGCCGUAUCACUGCUCACAGUGUGGGAAGAGUUUUACUCAGCAGAGUACUCUCCGAACACACCAGCGCAUUCACACAGGAGAGAAGCCGUAUCACUGCUCACAGUGUGGGAAGAGUUUUAAUCAGCAGAGUGCUCUCCAACAACACCAGCGCAUUCACACAGGAGAGAAGCCGUUUCACUGCUCACAAUGUGGAAGGAGUUUUACUUGUCAGAUUGAUCUCCAACGACACCAGCGCAUUCACACAGGAGAGAAGCCAUAUCACUGCUCACAGUGUGGGAAGAGUUUUACUGAACGGAGUGCUGUCCGACGACACCAGCGCAUUCACACAGGAGAGAAGCCGUAUCACUGCUCACAGUGUGGGAAGAGUUUUACUCAGCAGAGUAAUCUCCAAAAACACCAGCGCAUUCACACAGGAGAGAAGCCGUAUCACUGCUCGCAGUGUGGGAAGAGUUUUACUUCUCAGAGUUAUCUCCAGCAACACCAGCGCAUUCACACAGGAGAGAAGCCGUAUCACUGCUCGCAGUGUGGGAAGAGUUUUACUCAUCAGAGUAAUCUCCAACAACACCAGUGCAUUCACACAGGAGAGAAGCCGUAUCACUGCUCACAGUGUGGGAAGAGUUUUACUCAUCAGAGUAAUCUCCAACAACACCAGUGCAUUCACACAGGAGAGAAGCCGUAUCACUGCUCACAGUGUGGGAAGAGUUUUACUCAUCAGAGUAAUCUCCAACAACACCAGCGCAUUCACACAGGAGAAAAGCCAUAUCACUGCUCACAGUGUGGGAAGAGUUUUACUGAACGGAGUGCUGUCCGACGACACCAGCGCAUUCACACAGGAGAGAAGCCGUAUCACUGCUCACAGUGUGGGAAGAGUUUUACUCAUCAGAGUCAUCUCCAACAACACCAGCGCAUUCACACAGGAGAAAAGCCGUAUCACUGCUCACAGUGUGGGAAGAGUUUUACUCAGCAGAGUGCUCUCCAACGACACCAGCGCAUUCACACAGGAUAGAAGCCGCAUCACUGCUCACAGUGUGGAAAGAUGUUUGCUUAUUUAGUUACAUUUAAGACCUUCAAGUGCACUAAGUUGGAGACAUUGCAUGAUUUAAAGUUGUCAAAUUAAAUAUGGUUGUUACAGUUUUGGCUGAAAAUGACCUGUACUUUGAACUUUAUUGUUCAUGUUACACUGGUCACCAAUUUUUCAGAAUUUGUCUGCUUCAGAGAUGAAAUUGGCUAUUAUGAAAUUUGGUGUGUCGAAUUAGAAGUGACAGUUAAUCAGCUGAUUAGCUAUGGCUUCCAAGAUAGAUAUUUAAGAUUUUAAAUUUUAUACUUAUGUACAUUGUGUAGAUCGUAAUGUUUUAAGUAUAAAUUGUAAAACUAGGUCUCUUCAUGUGUUUAUGAUCGGUUUACAUGAUAUUUCAUCUGUUCUCUUUAUGUAACACUAGUGUAGGUACAGUCCCUUCAAGAAACUACAUUUCCCAUCAGCCCACUUCCACGUUGACCUGCGUUAUGCCGGGGCGGGAUCCUCUACGUCAUCCUACAGGAAGGCAUAAGCAACGGAACAAACUUCCGCUCUUUCUCUCUCGUGUCCGGAUUCCAAGCGGUCUGGACACAAAAAGAGAGACCCUCCACCAGAAAACCAGAUAAAGACAUCUUUUCUUUUUUGCAAGAUCCACGAAUAGCGCGAUUUCUUGUUUACCACUGGCCACGGUAAAAAUCCAGAAUAGCUAGUUACAACCGGUUUCAUUAAGUACGUACGACUGCAGUCCAAAGCAGUUAAUUUAUAAUUGGGAGCGACCAGAAUUCCUCCUGAUUAAAGCGCUGUGCACAGUAUUAAUCAGAGACUUCCUUUUCAUCACGAGCCACGACGCGUCGGAUCAAGAGAAGUUCUCUGUCCACGGAAUCGACUCACGUGCUCCACAACGGCGAGACUCAGAAGUUUUAGAAUAUCUCCAUAAUCUCGCAUAUAAGCAAGAUACUGGAAGUAAGACUGAAACAUUUUGGGCAUAAUAAAGAUCAGUCUUAGGAAUUUAGCUUUUAUUGAAACAGUGUGAAUUUAAACUCAGGAAAGUUUUGUUUACACUAUUAGACACGCAGCGUGUCGAAUUGAAUUGUUCUGUUUUGUUAAUCUCUCAAUUGUUUUAAUAGAUAGGCUGUGCAUGCUUUUCUUUAUUCCUACUAACAUAAUUCUCUUAUUAUACAUCUUGACCGCAUCAAGAUUUCAGGGGAUUUGAUAAUGUUAUAAGUAGGUGGAAUUCCUUUGUCUCAAGGCAAACCACGAGGGGAUUCACCUUCCCCCAACACCUCAGAUAAGAUUCCAAACUUUACAUCCCCCUCACACACACACCCUUGCUCUCCCUCUCUCACACACACACGCUCUUACACACACAUACACCAUAUCAUAUUUGUAUAUAAUGAUUCCAACUGAUUAUCCAUUUUUAUCCUUGUUAUAAUCAAUUCAUUUAUUAAACAAACUGUUUUAUUUGUGUGAACAAUAUCUUGAAGUCACCCAAUCUCCCAAAGAAUUC